This is a messenger RNA of Nilaparvata lugens (brown planthopper), 9999 nucleotides long. Its product is annotated as protein stoned-B. NCBI's taxonomy places the organism in Eukaryota, Metazoa, Arthropoda, Insecta, Hemiptera, Delphacidae. Gene Ontology annotation, biological process: synaptic vesicle endocytosis; intracellular protein transport; regulation of endocytosis. The coding region runs from base 951 to 5207 and encodes 1418 amino acids. Gene Ontology annotation, molecular function: clathrin-cargo adaptor activity. Gene Ontology annotation, cellular component: synaptic vesicle; AP-2 adaptor complex. The transcript has 18 exons. The record is from RefSeq and is a predicted model, not a curated record.
AGGGUGGUGCUAAGGGUUCAAACAGUGAGGAGUUGUCUUACUGUGAUCCAUUUGACACAUCAGUAGUCAAUGAUCUUGUAGCCCCAGGUAAAGCUGAAUUGAAAUUUUUGGAGAAAGAACUUCUAGCUGAAGGAACUCCUGCCAUACCAGUAACUUGUGUAGAAGAGGACGACGAUUUUGAUCCCCGUGCUGAAGAAUCUCCACCCAGGAGAAAAUCCAUUCCACGUCCUGAACAGUUGUUCAUUGGUGGUGAUAAGAGACAGUCAUUACCGAAAGUGGUAGCGUUUAAUGUAACUUCUGAGGAACCGUUGGAGGAUUUGUUGUCGGUUGGACAAAACGAAACAAACAAAGCUUCCAAACCGUUGACUCCUUACUAUCCAGAGCAGAAACUUUUGGAAGAUAAACCAAGCUACGAGAGUGAGUCAUCCACUGUUUGUGAGGACCCGUUUGAUACGUCUUUUGUGUCCAGUGCGCCAGGGAAACUAGAAUUGAAGUUGAUUGAGAACGAACUUGUCGGUGACAUCAGUCAGGUUCCUCCUUCCACAUCACAACAAGCAAUCCCUCAGACAUCAACGACAUCAGUACCAAUCUCCCAAGUAUCAACCACACUGAAACACAGUGUUUCCGACCCCGACUUUGAUCCGAGAGCGUGCGAAUCGCAGAGGAACAGUGUCAGUCAGGACUUUCUUUCAGAAGGUGUUGACGCUGAGACUAAGCUCCACACCCCGGUGCUUCCGAGGAAGAUAGAGGACGACCUUGACGUGUCUGCUUAUUCGGAUCCGUUUGAUACGUCCAUUGCCGAACACAUACUGCCCGGGAAAGCUGAGCUCAAACUUUUGGAGAGCGAACUUAUCAAGUAAAGUGUUGGAAGUGUUCAAACUUUUAGAAAAACUUUUUCGAGACUAGUUACAGAGUUUGACUUUGAUCAACGUUAUAGAAGCACAAUAAACAUGGCGAAUCCAUUCCUGAUGAGUGACAUGGAGCCUGUGAAGCAGCCGGCCGGCUUCAACCCCUUCUUAUCGGGGGGUGAUUUCGGGGGCGGUGGAGCAGCAGAACCCCCCUCAGUGCCCGACAAUCCCUUCAUGACAUCAGCUGUCGACGACUCGGCUUCCAGCGGCUACCAGUCUUCAUCGGCCACCAACCCAUUCGCGUUCUCCUCCCAGGAGACUAACAACUUCUUCACAACUACUGCACAACCCAGCCAGCCGGUCGAUUUCACCAACAUUUUCGCGUCACAAGCCCCCAGCCAAGGGGCGCCCGUCAAUGAUUUCUCGAAUAUCUUCUCGUCGCCGGCUCCGAGUGCCCAGUACGCCCAGGAAGCACAGGCUCCCACCAAUGAUUUCAGCAACAUUUUUGCCAGCGAGCCGCCUCAGGUGCAGCAGCCCCCUCAACCCGCGGCGCCUAUACCGGAUCUGUUCGACAGUUUUGCUGAGCCGGCGUCUUCUGUUCCACCGUUGAUUGCAGAAACAAUGGUGCCAACCCCAGCACCUUCGACCACGAUCACAGCCAACCUGCUCGACGAGGAGACAGAGUUCUUCCCGCCGGACGACGCGCAGGGGGCGAGCGAAGCGGCCCCGCCCAGGCGACCUCCGCCUCCGCGACCACCGCCCUCCAAGGAGACCAAGGACCUGAUCCUGAGUGUGACCGGCGCCAUGGAGGCCACAUCGUCGCACCUACUCGACAGACUGCAGGCCACUAGGACGCCCAGCCCUACGCCAAUCAGAGAGCUGCAUUCCCCCAGUCCUACGCCUGAUAUGAUGCAGGUUACUGAUCUCCUUGGAGACGGAUUUGGCACUGUAAUGGAAGAGUCGCAACAUGAUGAGGCUGAAGUCAUGGAUCUGCUUGGCUCAGGAGAGCCUUUCUCACAGCCUGCAGCACAGCCAUUCCAACAGCCAGUGGAACCUUUCCAGCAAUCAGAACCUUUCAAGACAUCAGAGCCCUUUCAACAAUCAGAGCCCUUUCAACAAUCAGAGCCUUUCAAGACAGCAGAACCCUUUAAAGCAGCAGAACCCUUCCAGGCAUCAGAACCAUUCAAAGCAGCAGAACCCUUCCAGGCAUCAGAACCAUUCCAGCAAGCAGACCUCUUCCAGGCAUCUCCAGAGCCCUUCCAGCAACCGGCUGCUCCAUUCCAGCAACCUGUGAGGCCCACACAACCACUUGUUGAACAGGUCAUGCCCCCAAGCAGUAGCAUAUCAAUGCUGUCCAUGACACCCAGUCCAGAGCCGAUUGUCUCCAUGGCUCCUUCCCCCACUCCAGUGGCUGCAGCCCCUCCCCCAAGACCAGCACGUCCAGCGGUUCCAGAAAGACCAAAACUUCCACCACAGCCAGCUGUUGCAUCUGGACCACCUCCAAAACCACCUCCACCCACAGUUCCAUCAAGACCUGCUGCAUCACCAUUUGCUGCCAAACCAAAUCAUGUUCCAGAGCCUGCUGAAGUUGCAAAACCUGUUGAUGCUUUCAAAGAGCCAGAAGUUGCCAAAGAAGAGGCAGACUUCUUUGGGGCACCUGCAGCACAAAGAACAUCGGUUCCCAGGGAAGAUCCAUCAAUAACCGGCACCAGUUUUCUGCCAACUGCCACAAGUGGAAAUGACCUGUGGGGAGCAACCUCAGAAGUAGCAAAACCAGCAGAAGAUACCUUCACAUCUCCUCAACAGAAUGUGUUUGCUCAACCUGCAGCAGUUUUCUCUCCACCCAAGCCACAGCCUGCUGAGGACAUCUUUGCAGCACCUCAGGCAGACAUAUUUGGAGUUCCACCUCAACAACCCUCCCAAGAUAUCUUUGGAGCACCUGCCCAAGAUGUCUUUGCAGCUCCCACUCAAGCCGCUCCAGACCUGUUCUCCCCUCCAAAACCUUCUGCAGGAGCUGAUAUUUUUGGGACUGCACCUGCAACUGGGCAUGAUAUCUUUGCAGCUGCUCCUGUUGUACAGGAGCCGGUCACCCAUCCAGCCAGCUACAAUAUCUUCGACGCUCAACCCGCUGCACCAGUUGCAGCCGCCGCUGCUCCCAUGGAAGAUGCGUUCGAUGCAUUCACUGCCAAGUUUGAGAGUGCUGGUCAUGAGAAAGCCGGUGCUGAUGCUUUUGAUGCGUUCGGCUCGAAUGCGUUUGGAGCGCCAGCUGAUGCUAAAGGUGAUGGAGUGAGCGGAUUUGGAGCGGACGACAACUUUGAUGCAUUCCUGGCUCUGCAGGAGCCCCCUCCCGUGCCACAGAGCACCCCAGCCAGGGUCAGUCGUGGCGACUCCAAGGACUCAGACGACAACGACAACGACUUCAACAUUUUCAUCAAGCCGAAAGCGGCAGGAGAGGGGGGCAGUCAGCCAGGGGCGAUUACACCGGUGCUAGCCCCACCACCCCGCUCGCCCGUGCAGAAUGCCUUCCAGGACAGCAGUCCGCGAUUCAAUCCAUUCGACGCCGGCCAAGCAGUGGCGGAGGCCCAACCUGACAAUUUCUUCGCUCAAGCUCAAGCACAAUUCGAAAAAACAGAAGAAGGCCAACAAAAAAUGGAAAGAACAGAUUCACAGGAGACUCCCCCCACUCCACUUUUCGACGAAGACGUAUCUCAGCCUCUGGAGGACUUCCCCAGAAUUCACUACGAAGGACCAGGCUGGGAAAUGUACCUCAGGCAACCUAACAAGAAGAAAAUCACUGGUCAAAGAUUUUGGAAGAAAAUAUUCGUGAAACUGGUGUAUCAAGGAGAGAAUCCAGUAAUUCAUUUAUUUAACAACAGUAACGACAGAGACCCUUUCCAAGAACUGCCGCUUCAACCUUGUUACUCCGUGUCAGAAAUCGGAGCCCAACAAUACGACCAGUAUGGAAAGAUCUUCACGGUGAAACUGCAGUUCAUCUUUUACAAGGAGCGACCAGGUGUGCGGCCAGGUCAGGUGACCAAAGCUGAAAGACUGACCAACAAGCUGAGCCAAUUCGCCGCCUAUGCCAUACAGGGCGACUAUCAGGGCUGCAAGGAGUUCGGCAGUGACCUCAAGAAGCUAGGGUUACCCGUCGAGCAUGCGCCUCAGAUCUCGCAGCUGUACAAGAUCGGCUCGUUCACGUAUGAGGACAUGAAGCAGAUGUCUGUGUGCGUGGAGGAGGCGCUGUUCCGACUGUCGGCGCACCGCGACCGCGCACUCAACUACAAGAUGGAGGAGGUGCAGAUCACCGCCGUCGACGAGCUCUAUGUCGAGCAGAACAAGAAUGGCGGUGUCGACAAGCAGAUUGCCAGGGUGCGCCUUUUCUUCCUCGGGUUUCUGUCUGGAAUGCCUGACGUGGAGCUUGGAGUGAACGACCUGGUGAGACAAGGCAAAGAGGUGGUGGGGCGUCACGACAUCAUCCCUGUUGUCACUGAGGAGUGGAUAAGACUGGAAGCUGUAGAGUUCCACAGUUGUGUUCAGCAAGAUGAGUACGAGAGAACCAGGACUAUCAAGUUCAAACCUCCCGACGCUUCCUACAUAGAACUGAUGAGAUUUAGAGUUAGGCCACCUAAGAACAGGGAGCUUCCACUGCAACUGAAAACCACUAUGUGUAUCACUGGAAAUAAGGUUGAGUUGAAGGCUGAUGUACUAGUACCUGGUUUUGCAAGUAGAAAACUGGGGCAAAUACCUUGUGAGGAUGUGAUGAUCAGGUUCCCCAUUCCUGAAUGCUGGAUCUAUUUGUUCAGGGUAGAGAAACAUUUCCGAUAUGGAUCUGUCAAGUCAGCGCACAGAAGGUCUGGUAAAGUGAAGGGAAUUGAGAGAUUCCUCGGAGCAGUGGAUAACCUGGAGCCAUCUCUGAUGGAAGUUACUUCAGGUCAAGCUAAGUACGAACAUCAGCAUAGGGCGAUUGUAUGGAGGAUGCCUAGGCUGCCUAAAGAGGGACAAGGUGCUUAUACGACCCAUAAUCUGGUGUGUAGGAUGGCGCUAACUUCCUACGACCAAAUCCCUGAUGAGCUAGCACAGUAUUGCUAUGUAGAGUUCACAAUGCCUGCUACUCAGGUGUCACAUACAACCGUGCGAUCAGUUUCAAUAGGGAACAGUGACAGUGACACUCCACCUGAGAAGUAUGUCCGGCAGUUGGCUAGGCAUGAAUAUGUCGUUGAGAUAGAGCACACACAGGGCGAAUCGCCGGCCGAUUACAUAGCAGCUACGGCCGUUUCGAAGCCGGCACCUAUAGUGGAAGAGAAGCCUCACUCUGCCGUAGCCUCGGCCGCUGAAUCAGAUUCAGACUCUUCCAGCUAAGACAACUGCGAAUAAUUCAAAGUCUGAACAUACUUAUGAUGAUUUUUUUUAGUAGCUGCUCAUAUUAAUCCAAAAUGCAAAUCAAGUAGAAAUAAUAUGUUCUUUCGUAAAAAAUAUGCAAUUUACUUAGAUGUCUGUAUUGAUAACAUAUAUUUGGGUACGGUAGUCGUAAUGUUGAAAUUAAUGCAAAUAUAUGAACCAAAGUAUUAUAUAUUUAUGAAAGGGUAGAAGCGUUUGUGAAUAAAUGUAAAAGCGAUUAUACAUAUAUCAUUGUAUAUAAAAUUAUUGUAUUAUAUCCAUAUAUCGACGUUCUAUUGUAUAUUGUGAAUGUAUAAUAAAAUCACAAACCAAAUUGACAAAGUUGAUAUCGUUAGCAAUCUUGAGUGUUGAAAACUAUUCGUUUCAAUUUGGCAAUUUGAAAAUUCUGGAAUCAAAAUGAACUUGAAUUUUCAGGUUGAAAGUCAUAUAGGUAGUUGUUUGUUGAAUACUGAAUAAUCGAGAAUGAUCAAGACAAUGUAAGGAAUGGGAGUGAUCACAAAAUAAACUAGUCAACGACUUGGAAGAGAGAUAUUCCAGAAUGAUAUGUUGGUCGACUAUUAUUGAUGUAACUACUUAACUGUUGUAAACAAUUGAAUACACAUUCUUAAACAUGAAGUGUCUGCUGGUGAAUGAGUGCAAUAGAAUCUCAUUGAGAAAUUAAUUUUCCAGCUAUCAGUUGUUGGGAGAAAUGUGAGGUCAAUUUUAAUUUUCAAUGUAAAAAAUGCAAUCUCAUUGUAACUUGAAAUAAGAUGAUUGCCGCCUAUUUUAGAUUCUAAAAUCUAUUAACGUACAUUAAAAACAACUUCUCUGGAUAAGCAUAAUGCUUUGAGAUUUAUGAACGAUGCUAUAUCAUUAUAUAUAUUAUAUUUGAUUAACAUUCAGCGACCCAUAUAUGUAUACCACUAGAAUCAUAAUUUGCUGUAAGAAUAAUUGAGUGAAUUCUAAAGCUGAACUUACUCAUGUAAAUUAAGCGUGUAUAUAUUAAUUUAGUGCUGAUUUAUUGGACGACGAAAGAAAUAAUCUUAUUAUUAUAUACCAUAAUCUAUUGCUGUACCGUAUUAUUGAGGAUAAAAAUGGCACUGAAAAUUAUUGGACAAUACUAGGUUUUGGAUUCAUUAAGUAAUCCUACAUUAUCCAGAAUGUUAUUGAUCUUGUAUUAGAUAUAAUUCAUUACCCAUUGUAUGCUUACUGUACCAUAUAAUGUUGAAUAUUGUAUAAUAUGUGUAGAUGUUGUAAAUUUUAUUUUUUAAUGAUUUUCCGUCGUUUUAUAAGCCAUAAGCAUACGGAGUCUUUUUCCAAUUAGGAUGUAAAAAUAAUAAAUGUAGUUCAAACGAUGCUUAUUGUUGUGCUUAGUGGUCAAUGGUAGUGAAGUAGUAUCUAGCUUGUGCAUUUAUCCAAUUGUUGGUUGGUUCUAAUGAUUGCUUGCUUAAAACUUCAUAUUAUAAAAUACCACUGGUUUAAAGUGAGAAAUAUAAUAAAAUAUCAGAAUAAUGUUGGUAGCUCUGUAACACUUGUGGAAGAAGAAGAGAAGGUGAAAGCUUCUAAGCAGAAAUUUUGGAUGGAAGAUGGAAUAAGUGAAGAAGAAUAGGGAAAUAUUGGAAAAGAAGGUUAGAAGAGGAGGUCAGUAUUAAAACUAGAUUUCUUGUCAAAACAAAUAUCAAAUUCCCAAUAACUUAAUCAGAAAUAUUUUUUUCAGCUUCAAUUCACUGAUACUUACAAACUGUUGCGAAAUCUUCUUGUAGACUCGUGAUGACAAUUUGUAAAACUUCAUAACAUAAUGGAAUAGACAUUUUAAAACGUUUUCAUUUGGUAUUGCCAUUUUUGAAAAGUGAUAAAAUAAUUCAAUUUAAAACAUAAUAAUGGAAGUUCUAUAUUUUUUACUUAUUUCUUACAUUGCAAUCAUUAAAACCAAACCAAUAAAGAUCUUAUUAGUGUUUUUAUUGUUACAUUUAAGAGUUCUGCUGGUCUUAGGGUUCACAUAUGAGUAAGUAGCUUAAUAAAUUAUUUCUUUUGUGAAUAAAUAUGAAUAAAAUGUUGAAAGAGUAAUCUCUUUGAUAAAUCAUUGUCGUUUAAUGAAUAAUAAAAAAAUGUAGUCAUAGCUGAAUGAGUGAACAGAUUAGCUUGAUAGUUUUUUAUUCUAAGAGAAUCUCUAUUUUGAAAGAAAAUAAUUAUUCUCCAAGAAGAAUACCUACAUGUUGAAUUUAUUGCUGUUAUCAUCAAAUGAAUAUGAAAUCGUUAUUAAUGUUCAUAUAUUUUUGGGAUUGUUGAAAAAUAUUCGUGAUUGUUUCUUUAUUCAGUUGUUCUGUUUUUCAGUCACUAGUUGUAUAAUUAUUAUUUUUCAGUUCUUGUGAUUGACGAUAAGAAAAAAAAUCUACAAUAAAUAGGCUAUUCAAAAUUUCAUAAUUUGUUAUAUUUUAAUUAUGAAAUUUUAAAUAUAAUUAUUAUAUUUAAUAGUAUUACUAUUAUAGUACAGUAUUACCUAAUUUCUUCUUAGUGAUCUGUGUAGUAUAUAUAAAACUGCAUUUUCUAAACUCUGACUAUAGUAUGAUAAUUUAGAAAGAAAAUUAUUCAUCAUUCAAGGGAAAUUAUAAUUAUUAUAAAAUGAAGAAUUUAGGGAUCGAGCAAGUUACUUACACUCUUCAAGUAAGCCUCACUUCACUAGUGAAUAACAACUAAAAUUUAAAAUAAUUAAGAUUCAAAUAAUGAAUCUUUAUUUUAUAGAGCUUGGAAGUAAACGGAAUUAGAUGACUCACGCACAUAAAAAUAGCAAUUAUAUUAUGUUAAUUACAUUAAAGAUUGUAAUAGUGUUGAAAACUGUUGAAUUGAAGGAUCUAAUUAAAUCAGAAGAAUUUGUUUGGAUGAGAAGAAGAUAGAAGAUUUUAGGAGAAUAAUGAAAAUAAACGCCUCAGGAAGCAAUAUCCGAGGCUGGAAUCGUUUGAUUUGAAAGAAUACAAGAAUGAUAUUAAGUAGUAGAAAAUGCGUGAUCAAAUACGCUGCAAAUGUGUAAUCCACUUCUUCAAUUGAGGAAACUUGAAUUGUAAACAGACACAAUUUCAAAUCCUCCAACUUUAGCUCGGUAAAUUCAGGCUAUGAAAAUUUAGAUCAAUCACUGCUUUUCCAAAACAUCCCAAUAUUCAAGUGGAAAUCACACCUAUUAUAAUAUAAUUCUAUUACGGUAUCAAUUAUUUAUCUUCUGUUGAUUUAUGAAUAAGAAAUGUUGCUGAUUUGAAGUUAUACUUUGAUUAAUUGCUUGUUAUAUUCAUAAUUUCCUGUGAUUUAUUAAUAAAUUAGAUAUAAAAUACGUAUAGAACCAGUAACGGCAUUUUUACUUAAUGUUAAAUGAGUGGAAAAAUAUCAAUAAUGCAAUAGUUUGUUGCUACAAUUCUGUAUUGUGCAAUGAUACUUAGUAUUAAACGUAGACGGAUAAUUAUUAUUGUAAUUAAUAAUCACUGUAAAUCAAUGGCAUAAAAGUAAGCUAGAAUAAAGUUGUUAUUUUGUGUGAUGAUUUGGAAGGGUGACUUGGUUGAGUGAAAUGAGAGUGAAUGAUUGAGAAAUAUUUGACAUGUAGAAUUUAAGUUAAAGUUGGAAGUAUCACAAAUGGUAUUCAUUAAAUUUGUAGAUGGUAAUAUUCAUUUAACAUUGACUAGAAGUUUCAAAUUCAAAAAUCUUGUUUAGAUGUUUCUUCUUUGGAGGGCAUUGAGUAUUGGCCGGUCGGAAUAAUGUAAACUUCGAUACUAAAUACUGAAAAAUUCACUCCAUCUUAUUCAGUAAAUAACGUAGGCCUACAAUGGAGAGUCAAUAGAGUAUACAAACUCUUCCAUUGAAAGAGUUGAACUAAGUUAAAUUCUUCAUGUUCCGAAUUAUUAAUGUAAGAUGCCUGUAUAAGGUACGGUACGGUAGUUUUGCUAUGAACGGAUCUUGAAAAUUAUAAAAAGUAUCAAAUAUCAGCAAAUUAUACCAGACUAUUAAGUUUUAAUCCAUAAUGAAAUUUAAUUGUAUAUCAGUUAUACAUUUCCAGGUUGAUCUUCUUUCUCGUGUUAAAAUCAACUUAUGAUAUGCAUUUAGGAACAAAAUGUCAUAUUGAGUUUCUCUCUGGCAGAAGUAAACAAGAUAUAGCUAAUUAAAAACGAAUAGCGAAACAUUGACCGGCAUAUAUCACCUUAUUAUUAUUGAGUAAUACAUUCUAUACAAACUAUUACUCUUGAUGUACUGUACCCUAAACAAGAGCAAUAUUGUUCCCACUCGAAUGCUUACUAGAUCAAUAUGGCAUUCUAAAUAACAUAAGUUUGAGGUGACUCAGUUUCACCAAGCAAAACCACAACAAAUUUGAGAGAUCUCUUCCGAGUCCCUACUCAAAUUUAGUAAAUUUUGCUCUGUGUCGUGAUGUGCUUUGCAUAUCAGAAAUCGAUAAUAUUAUAGAUGGAUGUAUGUUGUUGUUGUUGCAUUGAUAGUGUUCUAUUAUAAUACAGUACUGUAUAUUGAUGAAUCAGCUGUUAUCCUAUUGUUCAAUGGAAAACAUUUUGUGAGAGUACUCAUGACAUUUAAAUAUCGUACUACUUGAUGUGAUCAACAAUGGUUGAAGAUAAUUUAGGAAAUGUUCGAAUGAUAAAUAAUAUAUUCUAGGCUAUCCUUGUUGAGUAAUCCAAUGUGAAAUAUUUAUGAAACUAUGUAAAAAGUAUCUUUUAUUUCUGGAGCAUUAAUGAUGAUCUUAUAGGCUGUAUAACGGAGAUCAAUAAAAGAUUUUUAUGUUAGC